This is a messenger RNA of Leucoraja erinaceus (little skate), 1984 nucleotides long. RefSeq names its product scratch family zinc finger 1a (gene scrt1a). NCBI's taxonomy places the organism in Eukaryota, Metazoa, Chordata, Chondrichthyes, Rajiformes, Rajidae. Gene Ontology annotation, biological process: regulation of DNA-templated transcription. The transcript is spliced from 2 exons. The record is from RefSeq and is a predicted model, not a curated record. Gene Ontology annotation, molecular function: DNA-binding transcription factor activity, RNA polymerase II-specific; RNA polymerase II cis-regulatory region sequence-specific DNA binding. Bases 970 to 1851 code for a protein of 293 amino acids.
ACGAAUUUGAUCAGAUAAAUGGGUGGGAAGGGGUUAAACGCAAUGGGCCAAAUGCAGGCAAGUGGGACUAGUCUAAUAUGCCAAGUUGGUAGGCGUGGGCAAGGUGGGCCGAAGGGCCCGAUUACAGGUUCGACAGCUCUCUGGCGCCAUUCAAUCGUUGAAGGCAAGGAGAGAUUUCAAUGUAGCAGCUAGUAUCAAAGGGGCAGCCUCUGACGAUGCAGCACUCCCGCACUGCUGCACUGGGCUUUCACACUCGGUAGGAAUGAUGCUUGAAGCUUGACUCGAGCGGAUACGCGAACCUUCAGCGUGUUAAGGCACUGCUUCAAAGCGUCGAGCCGUGCAGAUAGAUGCAUGCAUCGGGGAAAGGGAGAGGGCGGCGACCGCAAACAAAAGAUUGAGUUCGUCUGGCGUAAUGUGGAUCCCCAGAGAAUUUUUGAUGGACUGAAUUAAGCAUUUCCAUUUACCACCUGAUCGCGACUGUAUAAAAACCUACAGCUGCUGACCUCACAGCCUGUAGAAUUCAUUCCCAUCGUUCAGUGAAGGAAGGAGCAGAGCAGAGAGCCGCCGAGAGCUGUCCGGCGGUGAAAUAAGAAGCGGGGCUCCGUCCCCCAGCACAGGAGUCGCUGGGAGCUGUCCAAGUGCUGAAAUUAGAGGAGCAGGGACUUCACCUUCAGCACGGGAGUCGCUGGGAACUGUCCAGUGCUGAAAUCUAAGCAAGGACCACGGGCAAAGGAGUCGCUGGGAUCUGGGCAGUGCUGAAAUUUAAGCAGGGUGUCGCUGGGAGCUGUCCGGUGCUGAAACUGAACACCCCCUCCUUCCCUCCAUAAUAAGAAGGCGCUGGGAGCCAUCCAGCACUCAAACUGAACCCGGGACUCUACAACCCAGCGGAAAGAGACGCUGGGAGCACUUCGUGACGGAAACUCAAGCCUGCUCUCUGCUCCACACGGGUCUGUCUGCAGAAGGAAAAAUAUGCCGCGUUCCUUCCUAGUAAAGAAAGUCAAACUGGAUGAUUUCCCAUCCCCUACCACCAGUAUCCCGUCACCGACUUCAGAUUAUGAUAACCCCUACGGCAGAGGCGCCGCGAAUAACGUUGGGAGUCUAACCACUCGGCUGCACGAGAAAGGGUACAUCAGCGAGUAUAUGACACCUUCCGUUUACGACGGAGACCGUGAGAGUGCGAUCAAGCUGUCCUCGCCCGAGCCUAUCUAUGCAACAGUGCCCAGCGAGUAUGGAGUACCGGACUCAGAGGCGCCGGACAGCCCACAGUCCGGUAUAUCCAGCGGUUACAUCAACGGAGACGCGGCGGUGAGCGAGGGUUAUACCGUGGAUGCCUUCUUCAUCACCGACGGCAGGUCUAGGAGGAAAGCGGUCGGCAGCUCCCGCAACACCAUCCAGCGGCACACAUGCAGCGACUGCGGCAAAACAUACGCCACGUCUUCCAACCUGAGCCGCCACAAGCAGACGCACCGCAGCCUGGACAGCAAGAUGGCCAAGAAGUGUCCGACCUGCGCCAAGGUUUACGUGUCCAUGCCGGCCAUGGCCAUGCACCUGCUCACCCACGACCUCAAGCACAAGUGUGAGAUGUGCGGGAAGGCCUUCAGCAGGCCGUGGCUACUGCAAGGUCACAUGCGCUCGCACACGGGCGAGAAGCCUUUCGGCUGCGCUCACUGUGGCAAGGCUUUCGCCGACCGCUCCAACCUCCGCGCCCACAUGCAGACGCACUCGGCCUUCAAACACUUCAAGUGCAAACGUUGCCACAAGACCUUCGCGCUGAAAUCCUACCUGAACAAGCACUACGAGUCCGCCUGUUUUAAAGGCGCCGUGCCAGCACUGAAUGCGGUGGAGGCUUGAUGCAUGACCGCUUCUAACCCCCCUCCCCCCCCGCCCUCCUUUCACCCCCACCUCCCAAUAAAUGCACCCCAUCUCCCCCCCCCCCCCCCCCCCCCCCCCCUACCCCCGAACAGCAGGUCAACACGGAAACGAA